Molecule: messenger RNA, 3249 nt
Organism: Fusarium subglutinans
Lineage: Eukaryota; Fungi; Ascomycota; Sordariomycetes; Hypocreales; Nectriaceae
Product: glycoside hydrolase family 18
Exons: 2
Coding region: 1-3249 (1082 amino acids)
Biological process (GO): carbohydrate metabolic process
Molecular function (GO): chitin binding
Source: RefSeq, a predicted model, not a curated record
AUGCAGAGUAUAUUCAGGUGUGGCCUUUUGGUCUCACUGGCCUCUGCCAGUGUUACACAUCAGAAUCCCGCUAUAACCGGACCUGAUGUCUUGUCGCGAUGGCUAGACAUGCGGUCACCCGAGAAUGACACGACGAGCAACCUUAUGAGUCGAAGCCUGUCUCCAGAGCAGCUCUUCGGUAAGCGUGCCAGUGAGCCCCCUGGUGAGGGUGCGCUGCUCUGCCCCAACGGCGAGUGCGCCGACAAGAGUUGCUGUUCAGUCGAUGGUGUCUGUGGCUACGGCAAGGGCUUCUGUGACACAGGCUGCCAAAGCAACUGUGAUGCUACAGCCAUGUGCGGUGAACUGUCCGAGGGCGGCGAUAUCCCAUGUGGCCUCAACCUUUGCUGUAGCUCUGGCGGCUGGUGCGGUACUACAGAAACCCACUGCGUAGGCCCCAACAAGUGGUCUCUCUGCCAGCAAGGCUACGGCAGCUGCUCUAUGAUCAAGCCAAAGACAUGCGGCAAGGGCUCUGGCACCGCCGACAAGCGAAUGAUCGGCUACUACCAGGCCAACAAUAUGCGCAACCGCGCGUGCAACAAGGUCUACCCCAAGGAUAUCAAGACAGACAGCUACACGCACUUGUACUGGGCCUUUGCAACCAUCGACCCCAGCUCUUAUGCUGUUAAGCUUUCUGAUUCCGAGGAUGAGGAUAACGUCCGCGACUUUACUGCACUCAAGGGCAAGGGCAGAAACCUGCAGACCUGGGUGGCCGUGGGCGGCUACGACUUUAGUGACGAAGACAAGCCAACUCAUAAGACAUGGGCCAAACUCUGUGCCGAUGCUGGGCACCGCGCCGCCUUCAUCAAGUCAGCCGCUGCUUUCAUGGACAAGUACGGGUUCCAGGGCAUCGACCUUGACUGGGAGUAUCCCGGCGAACCGAAGCGCGGAGGAAGUCGUGCCGAUAUCGCCAACUUUGUCCUCCUGCUCAAGGACAUGAAGACCGCGUGGGGCAACAAGUACGGCAUCAGUCUGACUCUGGCUCCUGACUACUGGUACCUGCGAUAUUUCGAUGUCGCAGGACUGGAGCCAUAUGUAGAUCACUUUGGAUUCAUGGCUUAUGACUUGCACGGGUUCUGGGAUGCCGAUGUCAAGACUUUGGAUCCUAUUAUCCGAGGCCAAGCUGACAUUCGCGAGAUCGCAAACAACACCAUUCCGUUGGCUUAUGCAGGUGUUGAUUUUAACAAGAUUGUUUUUGGCGUCGCGUGGUAUGGCCGCGGAUACACCGUGACCAAUCCCUCGUGCAACACUCUCGGCUGUCCCUUUUCCGGGCCUAGCAACCCAGCCAAGUGCACCAACAGCGCGGGCGUCAUGUCUCUGCUGGAGAUCCAAGACAAGGUCAAGAAUGGGGCCAAGACUCGCCUUCUCAAGGACUCAGCCAUGAAGGAGCUCGUCUUUGACAACCAGUGGAUCGGCUACGACGACAGGGAGACAAUUGAACUGAAGCGCGAGUUCGCCAACAACUACUGCUUUGGCGGUCUGAUGGCCUGGAGCGUCGACUUUGAGCCCGGCACGGCAAGCAACAGCGGAGACUUGGAGCCUGAGAAGUCAAAGGACGGUAAAUGCGGACCCAAGAACAAGGGCGCCAUCUGCGAAGGCACCAGCUACGGCGACUGCUGCUCCGAGUAUGGCAGCUGUGGAUCCUCGGAGCUUCACUGUGGCACUGGCUGCGUCAGUGGCAAGUGUGUCAAGAAUGGUAAGUCGACCAACGGCCGAUGCGGCGCUGGCUUCCUCGGAGCUACAUGCAAGGGAACUAGCUACGGCGACUGCUGCUCGGCUGGAGGCUGGUGCGGUAGCUCUGACGGCCACUGUGGCGAUGGAUGCCAGAACGGCGCGUGCAAGAACGGUGGUGGUGGUGACGGCGAUACGACCAUCAUCGACCUCAAGAACAAGGGCACUCAAGCGGGUAAAACAGGCGACAACGGCGCUGACUGGCCCCAAGACCUCAAGGACGACAUCUGCAAGUACAAGUUCGACCAAGAGGAGGCCAGCGAGGUGUCCCUGACGUGGUUCAGCAGUGGUGCGGCCUACUGGUUCCGAGAGUGGCUCUUCAAGAACGGUGCCGAGAAAUGGACCGACAAGUUCUUCAAGGACGUCAUCGCCGGCGGCAAGCAGGGCAGUUCGACCUUUGACUGCAAGGAUCUCGGAUCGACAACGUGCACGGGUCCUGGUACUACGCCCUGCACUACCUACACGCCGCCCAUGGCCUUCUACGUGCAUGUGCAGAUCGCCAACAUGUUCAGCGCCUUCCACAAGAUCUGGGCCAAGAGCGUCAAUUUCAGCAUCCAGCAGUUGUCGAGUGGCAUCAAGGACAUUGUCAAAGAGUACGGCGACCCGCCCGCUGACGACCGCGGCAUGAUCCUGAACAUGCUUGUCGGCAUCCUCACCGCUGGCGCCGGUGUCGGUGCCGCGUCUCCUGGAAUCGCUGGUACACUCACCUUCUUUUCGGGCGCCUUCGCAUCGGCGUCUGCCAACAGUGGUAGCUUCAGCCCCAAGGUGACGGCCGAUGAUCUCGAGAACGAUCUCGAGAACGCUUACGGCACUGUCUUUAGCGCUGUGCUCAACGCCACCAACGGCUACGUCGAGGACGUCCUCUCUGGUAAGUUGCCUAGCAACAUGCAAGGGGGAGGUCUCACCGCUGAGGACUGGGUCUUUACCCGCUUUGCGAUGGGCGCCUGGCUAUCGGAGCCCCUCAUUACCAAGGCCAUGAACGCCUACGUCGAGGCCACACAUAAGAAAUGGCUCGAGUUUGCUAAGACAAGAGCUCUUAUGACCGGCCACAAUGGUAGAUAUUAUUCCUUGAUGGCGAGCCGUCCCGACACUGUGUGCGACCUGCAGAGAACCCAGGCCUCGGAUCCAGUAGGCAAGACGCAAAAGAUGACAAAGGAUGUCUGUACCAACAAACUAUCUGGAUGCAUCUGGCAUGACGACAAAUGCGUAUGCUUUGGAAUCACCCGCCGUGUCGUACAGAACCCCAAGAAUAAGUACACAGUAUUGACAUCAGUCGAAGUCGAUGCAAUGAAGAAGGUUGUGGAUGACUACGACGCCGCACUCGUUAAUAACUAUGAGUGCAAUAACGGCAAGCCCUCAGUGCCCACUCAGAAAGACUUGAGCGUCACCAAGCCCAUUCAGUAUCCCAAGUGUUUUAUUGCAUUUCCCACGCUUAGCAGUAAGGAGGAGUUCGGUUGUUCUAUUCCUAAGGACAAGUGGUAG